AUGCUCGGCCUGUGCCUGUAUGUGCCUGUGUCCAACGCGGACCCCGUGGAGGUGGAGUACUUUGAGUCCAACGGGCUCCCGUCCGAGCUCCAGUCGCUCUUCAACAAACUCAGCGUGUUCCUUCCUUCUCAGGAGUUCUCCGCAUACCAGAAAUGGAGAAAGAAAUCUGUGCAGACGGAGGAGGGCGGUGCGGAGGGGCAGCUGGACUUUGAGGAGUUCGUUCAUUACCUGCAGGAUUACGAGAAAGACCUGAAGCUGGUGGUGAAGAGUUUGGACAAGAGAAAUGCAGCUUCAGUCGAUCCUCGAGAGUUCGUGGAGUCUCUUCGUGAACUUGGCGUCAACAUCUCGCUCCAACAAGCGGAAGAAGCUCUGACAAGUAUGGACAAGAACGGCACCAUCACCAUCGGGAGCAAAGACUGGAGCAACUGUGCGGUGGAGACGGACAACAUCCCAGAGAUCAUCCUCUACUGGAAACACUCCACGAUCUUCGAUUUGGGCGAUAACCUGCUGGUUCCCAAUGACUUCACGCUGGAGGAGAAGCAGACGGGGAUGUGGUGGAGACACCUGGUGGCCGGAGGUGGCGCUGGAGCAGUGUCCAGGACGUGCACUGCGCCUUUGGACCGCCUCAAAGUCAUGAUGCAGGUUUAUGGAUCCAGGACCAACAACAUGUGCAUCAUGAGUGGUCUGACUCAGAUGAUCCGUGAGGGAGGGGUGCGCUCGCUGUGGCGCGGGAACGGCGUCAACGUGCUCAAAAUCACUCCUGAAACGGCGCUGAAGUUCAUGGCGUACGAGCAGAUCAAACGGUUGAUCGGCGGCGAUAAAGAGGCUCUGAGCAUCUGGGAACGUUUCGCCGCUGGUUCAAUGGCGGGAGUCAUCGCCCAGAGCACCAUCUACCCCAUGGAGGUGCUGAAGACUCGUCUGGCUCUGAGGAAAACCGGGCAGUACUCCGGGAUUUCAGACUGCGCCAAACGGAUCCUCAGGAGAGAAGGACUCGCCGCGUUCUACAAAGGCUACGUCCCAAACAUGUUGGGCAUCAUCCCCUACGCAGGCAUCGACCUGGCCAUCUACGAGACCCUAAAGAACCGGUACCUGCAGCAGUCCAGCUCCUCAGACCCCGGGAUCUUGGUGCUUUUAGCCUGUGGCACCUUGUCCUCCACCUGUGGACAGCUGGCCUCUUACCCCCUGGCUCUGGUCCGCACCCGCAUGCAGGCACAAGCUGCCUGUGACGGGGACAGCAGAGCCUCCAUGUCCAGUCUGUUCAGGCAGAUCCUGCAGACGGAGGGGCCCUCGGGUCUGUACCGAGGCCUGGCCCCAAACUUCCUGAAGGUCAUCCCCGCCGUCAGCAUCAGCUACGUGGUGUACGAGCACAUGAAGACGCAGCUCGGGGUCACGUCCCGCUGA
Messenger RNA from Knipowitschia caucasica, 1401 nucleotides. The record is from the annotation of a GenBank genome assembly. Lineage: Eukaryota; Metazoa; Chordata; Actinopteri; Gobiiformes; Gobiidae.